GGGCCGGUGGGGAGGCCCGGCCUGGGUGAGGAGGUCCGGGGACACGGGGCGAGGGAGGGGGCUGUGGGCCGCGGUGGCCGCUGACGGAGUGUGACCGCGGCCGUCUUCCGGGACGUGUGGGCGCGGCGUGGGCUCUGUUCACCUGUCCGCAGCCGCCGCCCUCCCCUGUCUCGGGUCCUCUCGUUGUGCCCGGCUGAUCAGUUUGCGCUGAUCCUUCGCCUCUUUUCCCAAACUUUUGAUUUCCUCCCACCAGCACCCCUUCACGACUCGGUCCCCACCUAGUCCGUCUGCGCCUCCGCCACCCACUCUGGCCACCCCCAGUGAUGGGCUGCUUACUUGGCCCCCGCCCCCAGGAAGACUUUCAGUUCCUGUGAAGGCUUGCAUCUUCUAUCUCGGUCUGAGCCUCAUUGAAAUAAACUGAGUAGAGUCCCUCCUCCCCUUCCCCUCUUCUCAGAUCCAGAGGCUUUCUCUUGCUACCCUGGUUUGGACUGGUGAGGGUGUCACUGCGGCCUUUCUCCCCUGCAGAAGGACCAUGGACGGCUCCUUCGUCCAGCACAGCGUGAGGGUUCUGCAGGAGCUAAACAAGCAGCGGGAGAGGGGCCAGUACUGUGAUGCCACCUUGGACGUGGGGGGCCUGGUGUUCAAGGCACACUGGAGUGUUCUUGCUUGCUGCAGCCACUUCUUCCAGAGCCUCUAUGGGGAUGGCUCAGGGGGCAGUGUGGUCCUCCCCGCUGGCUUCGCAGAGAUCUUUGGCCUCCUGUUGGACUUUUUCUACACUGGUCACCUUGCUCUGACCUCAGGGAACCGGGAUCAGGUGCUCUUGGCAGCCAGGGAGUUGCGAGUACCCGAGGCUGUAGAGCUGUGCCAGAGCUUCAAGCCCAAAACCUCAGUGGGACAGGUGCCAAGCGGCCAGAGUGGACUGGGAAAAGCUGGCCCCCGGGAUGUGAACAACCACCUCAAGGAGCCAGCAGGCUUGGAGGAAGAGGUGUCGCGGACUCUGGGUCAGGUCCCCAGGGAUCAGGAGCUCAGUGGCAGUCCCAGCCCCCAGAGGCCCCAGCUCGGUCUCCCUGCUCAGAGCGAGAGCCCCUCCUUCCUCCGUGGGAAACUCAAACAGGCCCUGAAGCUUCAUCCCUCCGAGGACAAGGAGCCUGAGGAUUGCAAAGUGCCCCCAAGGCCCUUCGAGGCUGAAGGUGUCCAGCUGCAGGGCGGGAGUAAUGAGGUUUUCUCCGAAUCUAAGAAGCCGGCUCCAUUCUGCAGCCUCAGGCUGAUCUGUCGGCGAGUCGUGUCGGUGGUUGCCAGCUUCUUGGGGUGGAGUGGGCACAUCCAGUCUUUCCCCAAGUGGGAAGUGGUGGUUCAGGUUGAGGACGACGGGGAUGGCGAUUACGUUUCUGAGACUGAGACUGAGGCUGUGCCAACCAGGAGGAAAUCAAACGUAGUGAGAAAGCCCUGUGCUGCCGAGCCGGCCCUGAGCGCAGGCUCCCUGGCAGCCGAGCCUGCCGAGAACAGAAAAGGUACAGCGGUGCCGGUCGAAUGCCCCACAUGUCAUAAAAAGUUCCUCAGCAAAUAUUAUCUAAAAGUUCACAACAGGAAGCACACUGGGGAGAAACCCUUUGAAUGUCCCAAGUGUGGAAAGUGUUACUUUCGGAAGGAGAACCUCCUGGAGCAUGAAGCCCGGAACUGCAUGAACCGCUCGGAACAGGUCUUCACGUGCUCCGUGUGCCAGGAGACCUUCCGCCGGAGGAUGGAGCUUCGGGUCCACGCAGUGUCCCACACGGGGGAGAUGCCCUACAAGUGCUCCUCCUGCGCCCAGCAGUUCAUGCAGAAGAAGGACUUGCAGAGCCAUAUGAUCAAGCUGCACGGAGCCCCCAAGCCCCAUGCUUGUCCCACUUGUGCCAAGUGCUUCUUGUCCCGAACGGAACUGCAGCUGCACGAGGCUUUCAAGCAUCGUGGGGAGAAGCUGUUUGUGUGCGAGGAGUGCGGGCACCGGGCUUCGAGCCGAAACGGCCUACAGAUGCACAUCAAGGCCAAGCACAGGAACGAGAGGCCGUAUGUCUGUGAGUUCUGCAGCCACGCCUUCACCCAGAAGGCCAACCUCAACAUGCACCUGCGCACACACACGGGCGAGAAGCCCUUCCAGUGCCACCUCUGUGGCAAGACCUUCCGCACCCAAGCCAGCCUGGACAAGCACAACCGUACCCACACCGGCGAGAGGCCCUUCAGCUGCGAGUUCUGCGAGCAGCGCUUCACGGAGAAGGGGCCCCUGCUGAGGCACGUGGCCAGCCGCCACCAGGAGGGCCGGCCCCACUUCUGCCAGAUCUGCGGGAAGACCUUCAAAGCCGUGGAGCAGCUGCGCGUGCAUGUGAGGCGGCACAAGGGGGUCAGGAAGUUCGAGUGCACCGAGUGUGGCUACAAGUUCACGCGCCAGGCGCACCUGCGGAGGCACAUGGAAAUCCACGACCGGGUGGAGAACUACAACCCACGGCAGCGCAAGCUCCGGAACCUGGUCAUUGAGGACGAGAAGAUGGUGGUGGUGGCCCUCCAGCCGCCUGCCGAGCUGGAGGUGGGCUCGGCCGAGGUCAUCGUGGAGUCUCUGGCCCAGGGCAGCCUGGCCUCCCAGCUCCCUGGCCAGAGACUGUGUGCGGAGGAGAGCUUCACGGGCCCGGGCGUCAUGGAGCCCUCGCUCAUCAUCACGGCCGCCAUCCCCGAGGACUGUGACACAUAAUCCCCUGCCCGCCUCAGCCUGCUGGGCCCCAGCCCCCAAUAAACCACGUGACUUUGGA
Molecule: messenger RNA, 2780 nt
Organism: Phacochoerus africanus (Common warthog)
Lineage: Eukaryota; Metazoa; Chordata; Mammalia; Artiodactyla; Suidae
Gene: ZBTB48
Product: zinc finger and BTB domain containing 48
Exons: 11
Coding region: 533-2722 (729 amino acids)
Biological process (GO): regulation of immune system process; regulation of cytokine production; negative regulation of transcription by RNA polymerase II
Cellular component (GO): nucleus
Molecular function (GO): protein binding; RNA polymerase II cis-regulatory region sequence-specific DNA binding; DNA-binding transcription factor activity, RNA polymerase II-specific
Source: RefSeq, a predicted model, not a curated record